CCCCCCCCUUCGCCUGCCACUCUCCACACACUCUCUCUACCUAUACCUUUUAUCACUUGCUCUGUCUUCUCUUCACCAUGGCCAGAGUCAAGAACAGACCACAAGCAUAUUCCCCAAUGUCAUUCCAUCUCGUUCGCGGCAUCGCAUUUGUUUGUCAGGCUAUUGUCUCCGGCAUCCUGAUCUGGUUCUGUUUAAGACUGAGAGACGAUGGAUUCAAACUGCCCUGGACAUUUCUCAUUGUCCUCGCAGCCUCACUUCUCUCGAUCAUCACCCUCAUCAUCACAUCAAUCUUUUAUUGCUGCUCAUUCCUCUCACCAUUAUUCAAUCUGAUCAUCAACUCGACCGUUCUCCUUGUCCAAAUUGUUGGCUUCGGACUCCUCACCUACAACAUCUUUGGCACGUUGGGCCACUCUUGCAGUCGAUCGAACUGGGCCUCCAGCAAAGGCGUCACCAUCUGUCAGAUCUACAAAGCAUUUUACUCAUUCCUCGUCUUCGCCAUGCUGGCACAGAUUGCCCUCAUUGUGUUGGAUGUAAGGAGUCGGAGAGAACAGACUCGGUUGGGCAAAUACGGCAACAUCGAGGAAUCCAACUCUCGAGACGUCAAGAUGGACCGACUCAACGGCUUAGGCCCGGCCCAUGCACACCAGCCUAGCCAUGCCAGUUCCGUCGACACUGUGCCUUACGGAAUCCAAUAUGGCGACCAGCCCACCCGCCCAGCUGCAUAUCAACCACCUUCAUACGCUCCACAAGACUCUCGGGUCAGAAUGGAUGAUUUUGGAGGGUACAAUAACGGGUAUAACGAUUACGGACAUCAGCAGCAAUCCGGAUACGGAGGGGCUGGUUAUGGAUACAGAUGAAGUCAUGUUUAAAAAUUUUGAAAACAUGAUAUAGCAUGGCGACGGCGUUUGACCAUCCUGAUGAGGAUUGAAUCGUUUCAAAGGACAGGAAAAGACAUGACUGAACGUGCCAUUGGGUAGACUAGAACAUGUGCUAUCUAUGAUAGAUGGGUAUCUCGAACAAUAGAAUUUGACGGGUACUCAAGGAAUUGAACUCUUCCAUGGCCAUUGCACCGUGCC
Messenger RNA from Exophiala mesophila, 1076 nucleotides. RefSeq lists its product as uncharacterized. The record is from RefSeq and is a predicted model, not a curated record. The coding region runs from base 78 to 857 and encodes 259 amino acids. Lineage: Eukaryota; Fungi; Ascomycota; Eurotiomycetes; Chaetothyriales; Herpotrichiellaceae. The transcript has 2 exons.